Molecule: messenger RNA, 1531 nt
Organism: Puntigrus tetrazona (Sumatra barb)
Lineage: Eukaryota; Metazoa; Chordata; Actinopteri; Cypriniformes; Cyprinidae
Product: C-C chemokine receptor type 2-like
Exons: 2
Coding region: 105-1049 (314 amino acids)
Biological process (GO): chemotaxis; immune response; G protein-coupled receptor signaling pathway
Cellular component (GO): membrane
Molecular function (GO): chemokine receptor activity
Source: RefSeq, a predicted model, not a curated record
AAGACCCGCCCCUGGGAGGUUCAGGGAACCCCUCCUGUAUUUGUAAAGCUUUUUGACCGAUAGGGUUUCAAACUAUUUUUACAUAUGCAGCAUAACCGAGAGACAUGACAGAGGACCCAGGAUCUGUGGCUGCUACAACAACAGACUACAGUGAUUACUAUGACCAAUAUGUCCAAGAUGCACCAUGCAACAAUAACAACACAAAGGCCUUCAGCAAGGUUUUCCUUCCCACCCUCUACAGCAUUGUUUUCAUCAUUGGCCUCAUCGGAAAUUUCCUGGUAAUGUGGGUCCUGAUCAGAUACCGUCAAAAAUCCAACAUAACCGAUGUGUGCCUCUUCAACCUGGCCCUAUCCGAUCUACUCUUUCUUGUGUCGCUCCCUUUCUGGGCUCACAGUGCCAUGGAUGAGUGGAUCUUUGGCAAAUUCAUGUGUCAUACCAUAACAGGUAUCUUCAUGUUGGGCCUGUACGGUAGCAUCUUCUUCAUGGUCCUUAUGACGGUGGAUCGCUACGUUGUCAUCGUCCAUGCCCAUAGCAGCUUUUCCAAAAAUCGGUCUAUAAAAAAAGGUUUCGUUCUGGCCUUACUUGUAUGGAUUCUCAGUCUGUUUGCAUCCCUCCCUAAUAUCAUAUUUGCCAAAGAGAAAAAGAGCAGCAAAACAUCAUGCGGAUAUGACUUUCCUGAAGAUUCAGCCUGGAUGUCAUUUACUUACCUCAAGAUGAACUUCCUGAGCUUGAUUUUCCCUCUGAUCAUUAUGGGCUUUUGCUAUUCACGAAUCAUCCCUACUCUGCUCGGCAUACAAUCGCAAAAAAGGCAUAAAGUCAUUAGGCUCAUCCUAGCUGUGGUGGCAGUUUAUUUUCUUUGCUGGACUCCGUACAACGUUGUCAUGUUUCUUACAUUCCUGCAGAGUAAAGGCCACUUGCUUUCUUGUGAGUGGCAUAUUAAUUUAAGCCUUGCCAUGCAAUGGGUGGAAACGAUCGCCUUAAGUCACUGUUGCCUCAACCCAAUCAUCUAUGCUUUUGCCGGACAGAAGUUCAGAAGAGCAGUUCUUUAAAGUCCUAGAAGAGGUGUUUCCAUUCUGCUUAACCAGUGCACCAAUUUGUCUCAACACGUGAAAUCUGUAUAUUCCUCAGAGCAGAUUGCAUAGAGCAAACUUAUCUCCUCAAAAGUAAUUUAAUUCGGUGUAGCUUCCUUUUUAAUAUUUUUUGCACUAUCCCUGUCUUCCCCUUUUUAAUAAAUGUUAAAGGAGUCAUAUAAUGUUGCUAAAAAGAACAUUGUUGUGUAUUUGGUGUUAAGGUGCAACAAACACAAUUUUCAGCUUACUGUACGUUACCGUUUCUGCUCUAAACCCCGCCUCCUGAAACGGGUCUAUUUGUGCAUCGUUCUAAGCGAGGUGUGCUGUGAUUGGCCAGCCAUCCAGUGCGUCGUGAUCGGCCGAAUACUGCAAGCGUGUAGCAGAAAUGUUAAAUCUCUUUCCAUAGCAUGAUGCUGCGUCACGGAGCUAAGACACCAAAACAAUAAAACACCAUUACAAGA